AUGGCCAAACGUGCUUCCAGCAACACCAAUUGGUGUUUUCGAUUCUUGGCAUUUGGUUCUCUUCUCGUCACCUUGUCUGUCGUGUACAUGGCAACCUACAUGGUCUUCUCACCACUUUCAUGUCAUUGGUCAACAUCCAAGUCUGCCACUUCUCGAAGAAUUGCUUUAAUUGCUGAUCCGCAAAUGGAGGGAGAUACCAAAGUGUAUCAUCAAGGUCAAUACGGACUUUUAAAUAAUUAUUUCAACGAUUAUUAUUUCACAUUAAUUUUCCAGAAUGUUCAUUAUUUUCUUCAACCUGAUACCAUUUACAUGCUUGGUGAUUUAUUUUCUUCACAACAUGUUUCGAAUGAGGAAUUUGAUGUUCGAGUGGAAAGAUAUAAUAGAAAUUUCUCUGGACUGUUUAAAUGGAUCAACCGAUUGUUGCAAUUGAGGAGUGGAGAUUUGAAGGAAGAAGAAUACUUGCAAAAGAAUGUUCGAUCAGAAACUUCAUUACGUAAUUUACCUUUUCCUUAUUUGGUUAAUUUAACAGGAAAUCAUGAUAUUGGUUAUGGUAUUGAGGCAUCAUUCUUUAGAGUUCAGAGAUUUAUUGGCGCUUUUGGUGUUCAAAAUAGGAAAGAUAUCAUUCUAGAGAAGGGUAACAAGAAAGUCAUUGCCGUCACUUUGAAUUCCAUGGUAUUGGAUGGAGCUGAAGAUAAGGCAGAGUUCAGAGCAACAUGGGACAUGGUUGAGGAGGUGCGUAAAAUGAAGCAAUCAAUGAAAGAUGAUUUGGAAGUGGUAUUGUUUAUUCAUGUUCCACUUCACAAACCAAAAGGAGCAUGUGUGGAUAGACCUUAUAUUCGAUGGUCAGAAGGAGAAGAGAAAUUGCCUAUUGAACAAAACAUGUUAUCUCCAAGAGUUUCACAAAUACUUUUGGAUCAACUCAAACCAAAGUAUAUUUUCAAUGGUCAUGAUCACUUUGGAUGCAAGUAUCAACACAAGGAAGGAGCAAUGGAAAUUACUGUGAAAUCUGUUCAAGGUGAUUUUGCAGGAAAUGUUGGUUUGUUUGAAAUUGAAAGCAAGAAUGGACAGCUCGAAUACAAGUAUAAGGAUUGUGAAUAUUAUCCAACGAAGGUGGUAGUGGGUUUCUUGGGAGGGGUUGCAGCAUGGAUUGCUUUCGUCAUUCUGGUGAUUGUGUUGAGAAUUAUCAAAUUUGUGCUGUGUUGUGAAUUUAUAUCAAGAAAAGCAAAGAAUGACUAA
This is a messenger RNA of Naegleria lovaniensis, 1236 nucleotides long. RefSeq lists its product as uncharacterized. Bases 1 to 1236 code for a protein of 411 amino acids. Gene Ontology annotation, biological process: GPI anchor biosynthetic process. Gene Ontology annotation, molecular function: hydrolase activity. Gene Ontology annotation, cellular component: endoplasmic reticulum. The record is from RefSeq and is a predicted model, not a curated record. NCBI's taxonomy places the organism in Eukaryota, Heterolobosea, Eutetramitea, Acrasida, Naegleriidae. The transcript has 2 exons.